Oryzias melastigma (Indian medaka) is the source of this 1963-nucleotide messenger RNA. Its product is annotated as double-stranded RNA-specific editase B2. NCBI's taxonomy places the organism in Eukaryota, Metazoa, Chordata, Actinopteri, Beloniformes, Adrianichthyidae. Gene Ontology annotation, cellular component: cytoplasm; nucleolus. The record is from RefSeq and is a predicted model, not a curated record. The transcript is spliced from 8 exons. Gene Ontology annotation, molecular function: double-stranded RNA binding; tRNA-specific adenosine deaminase activity; double-stranded RNA adenosine deaminase activity. Gene Ontology annotation, biological process: adenosine to inosine editing; RNA processing. Bases 1 to 1128 code for a protein of 375 amino acids.
AUGACAGUGGAUUUAUUUGCAGACUCAGUCUAUCACCUGGUGAGAAACAAGUACUCACAGCUGACGGAGUCCUCCUCGCAUGCCCAGCCUAAGGUGCUGGCAGGGGUUGUUAUGAGCAGAGGAUUUGACUUCAGCUCAGCUCAGGUCGUGUCUUUGGCCACUGGCACCAAGUGUUUGGAUCUGGAGGAUGUGAGUGACACUGGAUGUAUUCUCAGAGACUGUCACGCUGAGGUCAUCAGCCGGAGGGCGCUGGUUCGCUUCCUGUACGCUCAGCUGGAGCUGCUGCUUUGCACGCCAGACGAUAGCAAAGAACAGUCGAUCUUCGUUAGAAAUAAAGACAACAGCUUCCGGCUGCGGGAGGGCAUCCUCUUCCACAUGUACGUCAGCUCAUCACCGUGUGGAGACGCUCGACUCAACUGCCCCUAUGAGACCACAGCUGCAUAUCCCAGCAGGAGGUUUCGCUUCCACCUUAGGGUAAAGGUCAAUGGUGGCGAGGGGACGCUGCCCGUCGCUGCUCAGAGAUCCAGAGACUUUGUGUUGCCGAGUAAACCUUUGCUCACCAUGUCCUGCACUGAUAAACUAGCAAAGUGGUGCGUUGUGGGCGUGCAGGGGGCGCUCCUGUCUCACCUGGUGGAGCCGGUUUACCUGCACAGUCUAACCGUGGGCACGCUCUGCCACACUGGACAUCUGGCCAGAGGCAUGGCUCGCCGCCUUGCCCCCGUCAAACACCUGCCCCUACCCUACAGACGACAGCAGCUGCUGCUAGCCUGUUUGAGCAGCAGAGAUGUUCGACCGUCAGGAAAAGCUUCCAGCAUUAGUCUAAACUGGAGCAGUGGGGACGGAUGCCUGGAGGAGGUGAGCACGUCCUCGGGGAGGAGGAAGGACUCGGGGACCCCGUCACGGCUCUGCAGGCACUCGCUGUUCACCCGCUGGCUGCAGCUGCAGAGGCAGCUAAAUGGACCGGCCUCAGGCUCACAAGCCUCUACAGAAUCUUUCUCUGCAUGUAAAAUGUCGGCUGGACGGUACCAGAGGGCGCUGCAGCGGUUUGGUAGCGCUCUGAAGGCCGAAGGUCUGGGAGCGUGGUUCAGGAAACCUCUGAAGUUGGGUCACUUCAGUGUCACUGUGUGAAGACGGGUUCUGUACACAGACUCAGUUUUUGAUAGCUUACAUUUGAGAUUUUGGACUCACUCAAAAGCCGUGAGAGAAUCUAGACGAACUCUUUUAUUGAUCUGUUUUGGUCUUAAAACAUUAGAAACAUCCUGCGGCAAAAAAAAAGUGAGGAAUCAAAUGGAAUCUCUAAAAACGUAGCAUCCUCCUGAACUGUUUGUUCAUCAGGGCGAUCACAGCUUGUAUUGAAUUUUCUAAUCUGAGCCUUAUUAACUUACUUUUAAACUGUUGUUUGCACUCAUGUGAUUCUUCUUUAAAGUCUAAGAUCCCAAAAUGCCACCACACAGCAAAAUAAAUGCAAGCCUUCGGCAAAACUAUCAGGCGGCCGCAUGGCGGCAUUUGUAUUCAGGAGGUGGUUCCAUUUUACAAACCACGCAGCUGCCAUGGAAGUUUUACAAAUUAAGUUAUAAUUUUAAAAUUACCGGAGGAUUUGGAGGUCGUGGAGUGGCUCUUCCUAUCCCAAAUUUGAAGUUCCAACUGCGAAAUAAAAGAAGUUGAGAUGUAAUCAAUUUGAUUUUUUGUCAUAUUUAGUUCACUUAGGCGCUCCAUGCUGGACUGUGGAUGGACGAUAGUGUCUUUGGAGACUCAGCAGAAUUCUGUAAACUCAAAAAGUUCCUGAAAGAAGUGAAAUGUUUGUUUUUAGGGAUUUCUCUGCUUUCCAUCAUCUUGAACUAAAUUUUAUAGCUGUUAAUAUUCUGUGGAGUCGUGUUUGUAGUCAGAAAUAAAGAGAGAAGUAAAAAUAUGUAGACUGUGGAUUUGAGACAUUCUUGAAGAUGAAUUUAAAACUCUUUGAAAU